UUUCUAGAAUAAAAAAAAAAUGAAACAACACACUAAGAGAGAGUGAAUUUCUGGGCGGCGGCAAUUUCCUUUGAUCGAGAUAGAAUUAUAUAGCCCGAUCGGUAAACUGACGGUAUUAAACACAAUAUGUCGUUUUACGUGGUAGAAAAGUGGGCGUGGCCUGUUUUGUUUGAUUCGACCAAUAGGAGAAGAGUUGGGUAGUUCUCGCAAAGUGCAUAGUUCAGACCGAGAGGCGGACGCGACAAACGCGAUUCUCCCGUUAACAUAUUCGACCUGUGCACGACGGACACGAUAGCAGUCGUUAAAAAGAAUGGCGAUUCGACGUGUUACAGAUUUUUACACUAUCUCGUUAUUAUCGGUGACGCGACUGCCGGAUAGCGGGAGCCAGCGACGAGACCGACGACGAACGAACCCUCUGACGUGGACCUAGUCUCGCGACGCUAGCGCUACAACCGGCGUGGACAGCGUGGACAGAACUGGCAUUAGCACCCGGACUGUUCGGGGCCCGAGUCGGUUCUCGUACGCGUUCGCAGACGAGAGUGUUGAAAUAAGUCGAUCAACAACACACUCACGUACACAUAGUACGGAAACAGUUGUUGUUAUUCUCUCGUCCUGUCGCAGUUGGAAGCCCUUUUUUCAGUAUUUUCUACUCCGGUUUGCCGCCGACGGUGUCCGAAGGCCCCGCGAUUCCGUGAAAAACUCACACCAACGGGGGUGGUUGCAAAGUGGCCGAGAAUUUUGAAAAUCCUCGGUCAAGUAUCGCUUCUCGGCCUGUUGGCUAAGAUCAAAGUGUUUUAUUUAUUGCACGUUAUUUAUUUAUUUAUUUAUUACGAACAUGGACAUAGUAUAUUAUUUAGUGCCCUUCCCUUUGGACGAGAAUGAAGGCCCACUUAGGUGUGAGGACUGUUUUGGGGUACCCAAUAAUAGGAAGCAGGGUGUAUAUGAGUCACGUAAGAAGUUGGAGCAGCACCUGUGGCGCAUCCAUAGAAAAAAACCCAAAUACCAGUGUCGGGUCUGUGGCGAGCAGAGCCAAAUGCUAAGAACAGCACAAAACCAUGCUCGUCAGCACGUGGCUCCCCCUGCAGUGCCUAGAAGAAGAGGAAGACGACGACAGCAGCGAGAUAGUAGCAGCGAGGCAAGUGACACUUCCGACGUGCCAACUCCGCCACGUGGAUCGCCGGCGCCUGCCCGUGGAGCCAGACGUCUGCACCAUGAGGGGGAGGUUGACGACCAGGUGGAGGCUGCGGCUGUGGAUGAUAACGAAGUGAUGGGCGACCAGGUGGAGGCUGCUGCUGUUGGUGACCAACAAGAGAUGGACGACCAGGUGGAGGCUGCUGCGGUUGGGGACCACGUCCGGGACCUGCUGGACUUCACGGAGGAGGUUGCUGACCUGCGUGCUGAGAUGGAGCUUGACAUCGACGCUUCAAGGGCCGUACUGGAGACAUCCGUGGCUGUGGGACCUGCUGCCUCGACACCAGUGCCUAGGCUCCAGGCCGAGCGGCGGGACGAGGUGGACCUCGAUGCGACCCUGGCCCGGCUGACGGCUGCUGCAGCACGUGGGGACGGCGACGCCUGGGACGUGGUCCUGAACGAGAGUCUGCGGGUGCGGAGACGUCGCAGCCGCAACGCUUCGAUUGUGAGUGUCACUAGUAAUAAUGGGGGGGCUCAGAUAGGGGGGGCAUUAGAUUUAGACAUUGUAAAUACCACUGAUGGGGGCAGAGAGGAGCUUGGGGGUCCGCCCCCUCCCGCGCCGCCGAAUGGCCGCCAGGGUCACUGGCUGAGGGAAGUGGUGGAGGCAGUGACCUUUGAGGCUUUCGAGCGGGUCGUGGGGGCGUGGAUUCUCGAGGCAGCUCCCAAGAGAAGGGAAAAUGGCCCCCCUCGGGUGGCAGAUGGGACUGGUCGGGGCCGUGGUCGUGGCCGCGGGCGGGGCCGGGGCGCUCAGCGACCUGGAGCCCGUGCUCGCGGGCAUGGCCUUGGUCCUGGUCGGGAACAGGCAGCCCGGGGUGGGUUUGAUCCAAUCGAAGCUGCCGCCAUCCAGAAGCUGUUCCGUCGCAACAAGAAAAAGGCGGUCAAUCAGAUUCUGGGUGGUGACAGUCGAUUCUGUACCGUGGAUGACACAGUGGUGGAGGACCAUUUCAGAAGGGUUUUCUCGGCGGGUGACUUUCGAGUCGGGCCAACUCCCCAGGUGGUUCGUGACACCAUGACUCCUCACGAGCCAUGUGACGAAGACCAAGACCUGGUGGGUGAGAUAACCCCUGAGGAAGUGUCGGCUAGGCUGGGGCGGGCUUCCAAUACUGCACCGGGCCCUGAUAGGGUCCCCUAUUGGGCACUCAAGAGGGCUGACCCGGGUGGUGUGGUGUUGGCGGCCAUCUUCAGCCGAUGCCUUGAAGAGGGCCGGACUCCGGCAGAGUGGAAGAACUCCAACACUGUGCUCAUCCACAAAAAAGACAACCCCAUGGACCUCGACAACUGGAGACCAUUGACCCUAGCUUCCUGCAUUUCGAAGCUGUACACAGGGCUCCUGGCCUCCAGAAUUGGCAAGUGGGCCAGGAAUGGCAGGAUCUCCUGGCCCCAGAAAGGUUUUAUGGAGCACGAGGGGUGCUAUGAGCACAACUUCGUGGUCCGAUCAGCCAUCGAUGACGCCAGAAGGGGAGGGAAAAGAGUCGUGCUUGCAUGGCUUGACCUCUCCAAUGCCUUUGGGUCUGUGCCGCACAGCUACCUCUUGCAUGCGCUUCAGAUGCAUGGGAUGCCCCAGAAAUUGAUUGACGUGGUGAGUGAGCUUUACCACGGGGCAACCACGAGAGUCCGCACGUCACAAGGCUUUACCGGUCCUAUACCAAUGGCGGCAGGGGUGAAGCAGGGCGAUCCGCUCAGCCCUAUUCUCUUCAACCUUGCCAUUGAGCCAGUGGUCAGGGCAGUACAUAGUGCUGCUGAGUCGGACGGGUAUCGUCUUGGUGGACGCCACUUCUCUGUCGUGGCCUACGCGGACGAUCUGGCACUGAUUGCGUCGGGCGAGGAGCAGAUGCGCAGGCUCCUGAGGACGGCGGAGGAUGUCGCUGCCUGGGCUGGCCUAAGGUUUAACCCCAGGAAGUGUGCAAGCCUCGAGGUGGAUUGCCGCAACCGCAGGCGAGUCCUGGCGACCGAGUACGAGAUCGGUGGUUCUCCUAUGGUGUGUCUGAAAGAGGGCGAGGAGUACCGUCAUCUCGGGGUGCCAACUGGAUUCAAAGUGGACCAAACACCGGAACAUGACAUUGCCAGAAUGGCCGAAGAUGUGAAGAAGAUCGACGAGAGUCUUCUGGCACCUUGGCAGAAGUUGGAAGCCGUGAGGAUGUUCAUACUCCCACGGCUAGACUUCAUCAUGAGGGGAGCCAGGGUGGCCAAGACCCCACUGAAGAAGCUCGACAAUGACGUGAAGAGAAUGGUGAAGAAGUGGCUCUACCUUCCACAGCGAGCCAGUGCUGAGGUGGUCUAUCUGGGUGUGGCAGAGGGAGGGGCCGGAAUGUUCCCUCUGGCAGACCUAGUUGACAUAUCCUCCGUGGCCCAUGCCUUCCGCAUGGUCACGUGUACUGACCCUGUGGUGAAAGACCUGGCUAGAGCUACUCUUUCGCAUGUCGCCAGGAAACGCCUUGGGCGUCCCGUUUCCCUUGACGAGGUUGCCGACUACUUGUCCGGUAGGUUGGACGGUGACUUUGCCAGGGAUGGAGGUGACAUCGGUUCUCUGUGGACUGAUGCGAGGAAUGCCGCCGGUAGGCUCCAAAAGAAAAUCGGAGUCUACUGGAAGUUCGACCAUGACAGGGAGGAGUUCCAAAUUCGAAUUCCCUCGCCUGACGGCACUUCCGGUCCAGUCAUUGUCCCAGAGGACGCAAGGGGCCAUUUUUUUGCAAGAUUGAAGACUGCCAUGAGGCUCAAGUUGAAGAAGACACUCACUAGGAAGCCUGAUCAGGGGAAGGUCUUCGACGUGGCUUGCCGAUGCCGUGAUUCAAAUCAUUUCAUCCAGGCCGGCAAGUUCACUCGAUUUGCCGAUUGGCGCUUUAUUUUUAAAGCUCGCCUCGGCACCGUCCCUCUGAACGGUUGCAGGCGUUGGGGCGAAGGCGAUAGGAGGUGCAGGCGCUGUGGUGAGCAGGCAGAAACUCUGCCUCACGUGCUGAACCACUGCCAGCCGACCAGUGAGGGCUGGAGAAAGCGCCAUGAUGCAGUACUCCAUCGCUUAGCCGAAUCAAUCCCGGAAAGGACCGGAACCACCAGGGUUGACCUGACCGUUCCCGGUGUCGAGAGUACCUUGAGGCCCGACCUGGUCGUCACGAACGAGCGGGAAAAGCGCAUCCACUUGGUGGAUGUGGCUAUCCCGUUCGAAAACAGGUACGGGGCGCUAGCUGACGCGAGACGACUCAAAAUUGAGAAAUACCGUCAGCUAGCUGAUGAACUUCGCCUCAAGGGAUACUCUGUCACCCUGGAUGGGUUCAUCGUGGGUUCCUUGGGAUCCUGGGACAUGGCGAACGAGCGAGUGUUAAAACUGUUGAACAUCUCCUCGCGCUGUGCCCAGGCCAUUAGACGCCAGAUGGUCUCUGAUGUGAUCAUGUGGUCACGAAACAUCUACGUGACUCAUAUCACAGGCCAUCGGCAAUGGUAG
Molecule: messenger RNA, 4630 nt
Organism: Macrosteles quadrilineatus (aster leafhopper)
Lineage: Eukaryota; Metazoa; Arthropoda; Insecta; Hemiptera; Cicadellidae
Exons: 2
Coding region: 836-4630 (1264 amino acids)
Source: RefSeq, a predicted model, not a curated record